CCGGCGUGCGCUGCGCGGGGCGGAAGCGGAAGCGGAAGCGCGGCCGCUCGUACGACGAGGGAAGGGGCGACUCGAGCGGGGCGCCAUGGAGGCCGGGCACCGGAGGGCGCUGCUCAUGCCGCGGAUGCUGCUUCUCCUCUUCCCGGGAGCCGAUGCGCCGCCCGUGAGCCUCGCUGAGCGCCGCUGAGCCAUGGGGGAGCACAGCCCAGAGGAUGUCAUCUACUAUGUAGUGGAGGACGAUGAAGAGGAGGACGAGGAGGAGGACGCGUUGCUGAAGCUGAUGGGCCAGAAUGGCCUGGCGCCGUCCUCACCCCGGAUGGUCUAUGACCGGACCACCGUCCUCAUUGAGCAGGACCGGGCCCCGCUGGAGGGCGAAGAGGAGGACGAGGAAGAAGAGGAGGAGGGGCCCGGCCCAGAGGCUUUGUCUUUCCUGCCGGAGGGCCACGAUGACCGCUUCCAGGCCCUAAUGGCCAGCCACGAAGGCGUCUCCCAGGGCUAUGUGCAGCAUAUCAUUUCCCCGGACCAGAUCCACCUGACCAUCCACCCUGGCUCCACUCCCAUGCCACGCAACAUCGAAGGGGCCACCCUCACGCUGCAGUCUGAGUGCCCCGAGACCAAGCUGAAGGAGGUGAAACGCUACCAGUGCACCUUUGAGGGCUGCCCUCGCACUUACAGUACUGCGGGCAACCUCCGCACCCACCAGAAGACGCACCGGGGGGAGUACACCUUUGUGUGCAACCAGGAGGGCUGCGGGAAGGCCUUUCUCACAUCCUACAGCCUCAAAAUCCAUGUCCGAGUCCACACCAAGGAGAAGCCUUUCGAGUGCGAUGUUCAGGGUUGCGAAAAGGCCUUCAAUACACUGUACAGGUUGAAAGCCCACCAGAGGCUCCACACGGGGAAGACGUUUAACUGUGAAUCGGAGGGUUGCAGCAAGUACUUCACCACACUCAGUGAUUUGCGGAAACAUAUUCGGACUCACACUGGAGAGAAGCCAUUCAGGUGUGACCACGAUGGCUGCGGAAAAGCUUUUGCUGCAAGCCACCACCUGAAGACGCAUGUCAGGACACACACUGGCGAGAGACCCUUCUUCUGCCCCAGCAAUGGCUGUGAGAAGACUUUCAGCACACAGUACAGCCUCAAGAGCCACAUGAAGGGACAUGACAAAGGGCUCUCCUACACCUUGCUUUCCAAUACCAACCUCUCGGAGGACACAAACCACUCUCUCUGCCUGAGUGACCUGAGCCUCAUGUCCACAGAUUCAGAACUGCGGGAUAAUUUGAAUCCAGGCCAAGACCUGAGCGCCAUCCCACCAGCAAGCAUCUUCAUGUUCCAGAGCCCAGAGCCGGCUGCCAGCCAGGAGGAUUGCCACCCAGCAGACUCCUUGAUUGAAGAUUUUGCUGGCGAUGCAGAGCCGGACUCUUCUGUCCCUCCUGUCGAGGCCUCCACCCCGUCGCUCUCCCUGCCACUGGUCCUGCAGCUGGGCAUCUCUGAGCCUCCCACUCCAGUGCCUCCUGCUGCUCCUGUGGCUGGUGGCCCUCCUCAAGGGGCCUACGGCACACCCACCCCCCUCCUCCUGGCCCCUGAAGUGCCUGCCUCUAACCACACGUCAUUUGCAGCCAAUCCCCAGGACUUCCUGCAGCACAUCCAGGCGCCCACUGCUCAGCCGGCCGAAGUGGGGUUCCCUGUGGCUGCAGGGCCUACACCGCCUGCUCCGCCUGCCCCUCCUGCCACCGUGAGUGUGGCUGCUGCUGCUGCCGCUGCUGCCACCAGCGAAGUCCAGGCGGUACCCCUGGGGGGAAGCUCUGUGCUGGCUGGCAGCCCCACCAUCACCCUGACACCCUCCCAGAGUACGGCCCUCCUGCAGUCCAGCAUCGUCAUGGGAGAACAGAACCUCCAAUGGAUUUUGAAUGGGGCCACUGGGGUGCCCCAGAACCAGGAGCAAAUGCCCCAGGCUCCGGUGCUGGAGAAGGUCUUCUUUACAGCUGCCCUGCCCGUCUCUGGCAAUGCAGGGAGCUCCGUACAGCAGAUCGGCCUGAGCCUCCCUGUGAUCAUCAUCAAGCAGGAGGAGGCCUGCCAGUGCCAGUGCGCCUGCCGCGACUCCGCGAAGGAAAAAGCUGCUGCCGCCUCUGCUGCCAGCAGCACCAGUGACAACAGCAGCAACAGCUGCCCCUCCUCAUCCUCUGUGGGGGGCCUGCCUGCUGCCCUGGCCACCAGCACCCCCUCUGCUGGGUCGCUUCCCCCAGUGGCUGCGUUUGAGACGAGCGCUCUGCUGGGGGGGAACCCUUUGGACUCCCCCCAGAACCAGUCCUUAAGUGCCAUGUAUGUCUCUGACUUCCUCUCCCUCCAGAGUCCUUCCGAGAGCCCCUCUGCCCUGAUCCCGCUCGAGGCCCUGUUGCAAGGGGUGGAAGAGGAGGGGGACGGGGCACUGGAACCCAGAGGCGGCUUCCCCAAGUGAGGAGGCCCUUCCAGACUCAGGAAGGCGGAAGGAGCAGGUUGAGCGAGAGGCCUGGAUCUUUCCCAGGCGGAGAAGAAGGAAAAGGCCACGGCCAAAGGAAAGAGGCCCAGCUGGACUCUUCGGUCAUUUUGGCCCUUUACAGUGCCUCUGGGCAUGGAACCGGUCACUUUGAGAGGGGGAUGUUGUGGGAUGUCUUCCCUUGAGUUGCUCCUUGCUGCUGCAGAGGGGGUGCUGACUUUGGGGAGGAUAUGCAAGGAUCUUCUUACAGCUCCUGGACGUCUCUUCACAGUCAGUGUGCGCUAGAAAAGGUGAAGGGGAAGGGUAUGUGGGGACCCUCAUGGGAGGGGCAUCUGCACUUUGUGGGGUGGUUGGUGUUGGUGGUGUCCCAGCUUCAGCGGCAGGGAGAGGGGCAGCGGCAGCCCCGUGGGCAUCUCUCUCUCCAGGGCUCCUCCACUGGCUCGCUCUCAGGAGGCUGUUUGGCCAGCCUGGUGCCUCCUCUUUUUUGCACAUAGGCCCACAGCUUGGUUCAAUGUUGCUGCUGGGUAUCCUCUGCUUGGUAGGUCUCUGGCCGAGAGGCAGGGCCCUGCUGCCUCUUCAGAGCGGCCACCUGGGUGUUUACGUGAAUAGCCCAGGGCCUCAGAGGGUUUGCACUGCCACAGCUUUGUUAGAACUGCUCACCCAGUGCAGUGGGCAGCGGCACAGAAGAAGGGAGGCUCCUGUACAAGCUUGGCAGGAGUUUGCUCUCAGCGGGCGGAGGUCCCUAUGGCAUGCUAGUCCUGAUCAAGGGGAGCUGGUCUUGCCAUGGGGAACAGUUUGCCUAGUGAAGGUGUGGCAGUUCCCUUGGGCCUGUGAUGCCCUUGCUUCAUCUCUGAGCGAGAGUCUCCCCUUCCCUUUGCACCGUGCAGAUGGAUGCUCGCCAGACUGUCUUGUGGCCCUUCCCAGGGCCCUUUCUGAUCCUGCUGAGCACUGGCCUCUGCAUUCAGGUUGAUGAAUUCAAGAGCGCAUUUUUUAAUCUUCUAACUUUACUCAGGGUAAACUCCUAACAUAGCCUCCCCUUGCCCCACCCAGAAGCCUGUAAGGUCUUGAGAAGUCUUUUAAAAAUGCUUUAUUUAUCUGCCAUUUUCUUAGUUGUUGUUUGAAGAAGUUUGAUGCCAUUGCUCCUGUUACUCCUUAUGUGAUUAGGCAGCUGCCCCUUUGAUGUUCUGAGAAGAGAGCCUUCCCCGACAGUGCGGUCAGGGUCUUGCCAAGCAGCUGCAACCAAGAAGAGUCCUGCUGGAUGGUGUGAGGCAUUGGUUGGCACAGCGGGGGCCUUGCUGAGUAUGUGUGCGUGUUUGUUGGCUGUCUUGCUGUCCUUUGGCCUUUUUGUCUCCCAGGCCUUGGUACUUCCCUUCCUG
Anolis carolinensis (green anole) is the source of this 3849-nucleotide messenger RNA. It is a transcript of the gene mtf1, whose product is annotated as metal regulatory transcription factor 1. The transcript has 11 exons. Bases 191 to 2455 code for a protein of 754 amino acids. Gene Ontology annotation, cellular component: nucleus. The record is from RefSeq and is a predicted model, not a curated record. NCBI's taxonomy places the organism in Eukaryota, Metazoa, Chordata, Lepidosauria, Squamata, Anolidae. Gene Ontology annotation, biological process: regulation of transcription by RNA polymerase II.